Messenger RNA from Purpureocillium takamizusanense, 855 nucleotides. RefSeq names its product Procollagen-proline 4-dioxygenase. Gene Ontology annotation, cellular component: endoplasmic reticulum. Gene Ontology annotation, molecular function: iron ion binding; procollagen-proline 4-dioxygenase activity; L-ascorbic acid binding. The transcript is spliced from 2 exons. Gene Ontology annotation, biological process: peptidyl-proline hydroxylation to 4-hydroxy-L-proline. The coding region runs from base 1 to 855 and encodes 284 amino acids. The record is from RefSeq and is a predicted model, not a curated record. Lineage: Eukaryota; Fungi; Ascomycota; Sordariomycetes; Hypocreales; Ophiocordycipitaceae.
AUGGUCAGUGUGACGAACGUACUCAUCGCCACCAUUGGGUUGGCUGCCGCUCAGGGGCACAGCCAGGCCCUGAUGUCGUCCGAGGUUCACCGUUCCGGUGACUACUCUUGCGUUCACCCGCCGUACAAGGUGCACCUCGUGAGCAGGUCACCCCUGGUGAUGUACUUGGAAGGCUUCCUCACCGCAGAGGAGCGCGGCCACUUGCAAGAGCUGGCUAACGGGCAAUUCCAACAGUCCGCCGUCGCCGGAGCGGCCGGCGCGGCGGCCGUCCACUCGGUCCGUACCUCGCAGUCCACCACGGUGCCGCGGGAUGCCCUUGUUCGCUGCAUCGAGGACCGUGCUAUCGCACUCCAGGGCUUCAACAUGCCGGCCUCGCACCUCGAGCCCAUCCAGCUCGUCCGAUAUGGGCCCGCGCAGCACUACCACUACCACACCGAUUGGUUCACCGACGCGGCGGCCCACGCGACGGCCGCGCAAGGCGGCAAUCGCGCAAGUUCCAUCUUCGCCUACGUACGCGCCGCCGCCGCCGCCGCCGCCGCCAGCGAUACCAGCAAGGCCAACGCCAGCAGCCUCACAGGUGGCGGCACCAACUUCCCGCUUCUGGAUGUGCCGCUGCGCGAUGAGCGCUGGUGCCGCUUCGUUGACUGCGAUGACGAGUACGAGCACGGCGUGACGUUUCGGCCCGUCGAGGGCAACGCCAUCUACUGGGAAAACCUGCUGCCGCUGGAGGGACGCCGCACGCGCGGAGACCAGAGGACGUUGCACGCGGGACUGCCGGUUGUAAGUGGCGAGAAGAUUGGCAUGAAUAUCUGGACGCGAGAGGCGCCACUGCCACCGAGCGUCAGAGGCGAGUAG